Gryllus bimaculatus (two-spotted cricket) is the source of this 1182-nucleotide messenger RNA. Lineage: Eukaryota; Metazoa; Arthropoda; Insecta; Orthoptera; Gryllidae. The record is from the annotation of a GenBank genome assembly.
UUAGCAGACUUCCUGAAAGAGCUUAAUCUAGACAAUGACGUGCUGAAGAAAAUGAUAAAGAUUUAUCAAAGGGACAUAAAGCUCGGACUAGAUGAAAAGACCGAGAAAAAAUCGUCUUUGAAGUGUUUUAUAACGUACGUGCAAGACCUCCCGUCCGGCAAUGCCACAAAUACAGAUUCUUUCAGGAACAAGAAGACAAUCACAGAUAAAGGAGAAAUGGAGGCUUACAAGAAAAGUGGAGGAAUGCAAGUGGCGGAGGGCAGAGACGCGAAGUUCUUUGAUUAUCUCGCCGAAUGCCUUUUCGAAUUUACCCUCGAGAACAAGGUGCACAACCAAAACCUGCCGUUGGGGUUCACGUUCGGCUGGCCUGUGGAACAGAGGGGCCUCAGCAUCGGCAUUUUAAAGCAGUGGACAAAGGGGUUCAACUGUUCUGGUGUAGUUGGCCACAACGUGGGUCUCAUAGUGAAUGUCGCUGCCGUACUUAAUGACACGACAGGAACUCUUAUGUCAUGUGCUUGGAAGGAUCCGGACUGCAGAAUAGGACUCAUUAUAGGCGCCGGCACCAACUGCUGCUACGUGGAGAGGACGGAGAGGGUCAAGAAGUUCGAGGGCGACCCCUCCAAGCCCUUCGUCAUCAUCAACACGGAGAGUGGGGCCUUCGGAGACGGAGGGCAGAUCGACUUCAUGCGCACCGACUGGGACCGCGAGCUGGACGCCGACACGCUCAACCCGGGGCGCAACGUAUGCGAGAAGAUGAUCUCUAACUUGUACCUGGGGGAGUUGGUGCGGCGCGUGCUGCUCACCGCAGCCACCAGAGGCAUCAUCUUCAGUGGACGCGUGUCGGACCGCUUGGGCACCAGCGGAGCUUUCGACACCAAUGAAGUCCCUGGCCAAUACCGCACCGCACGAGCGGUCCUCAACGAGAUGGGCUACCCGAUGCCCUGGGCGCAAGACUGCACGGACCUGCAGUACACGUGCUACAUGGUGUGGCAGCGGGCCGGACGCAUCGUGUCCGCGGAGAUGGCCGCCCUGCUCAACUACAUGGAUUUCAGCACCGUCACCAUCGGCGUGGACGGAGCUCUGUACAGGUCGCACCCUGGCUUCUCGGAGCUGAUGCACAAGACGAUUCGCCAGCUCACCAAACCCGAAAUCAAGGCGAGCUUUGUUCGAUCGGACUUUUAG